AUGGUUAGUACACAUUGUGUUAUUCAUCGGCAAGCUUUGGCUUCCAAAACAUUGCCACAGAAAUCACGCCAGACUUUGGACUCGGCUAUAAGGAUUGUAAACUACAUCAAGAGCAGCGCUUUAAACAGUCGGUUAUUUACUUUACUUUGCGAGGAUCUCGAUUCUGAUCACAAAGCUCUUCUGUUCAAUACAAAAGUACGCUGGCUGUCCAAAGGCAACAUGUUGGUUCGCGUGUAUGGCUUAAAAUAA
This is a messenger RNA of Acanthoscelides obtectus, 249 nucleotides long. The record is from the annotation of a GenBank genome assembly. Lineage: Eukaryota; Metazoa; Arthropoda; Insecta; Coleoptera; Chrysomelidae.